AUGCUCAUGUGUUAUAUCCACGAGAUCCAAAUUGACGAUCCAGUCCUUAAGAGGUCAGAUGUUAUAUCGAUCGGCGUCCCAGACUCAUCCACAAUUGGGAAAAUAGCCGCAUCGGGAUAUAGUAACGGGAAAGAAACGAAGAAAAGAAGAGCACCAUACUUUAUGGAAAGACAACUUGAAACAGGCAAGAGUGAUGUAGUUGGGGUUUCAAGAUAUGCCUCGCUGGCUGCCAAAGGAAGUGAUCACCUCAGUGUAAUGAGAAAGAUCAAGCCGGACGUGCCGCGAUCAUCUAGCUUAGCGAGCACGUCUACAACGAACAAGGCUGUGUACAGCAUCGUGAUGGUUGCAAGAGAUACGAGCUCACUAGCCAAGUGUGAUAUUUGGUUUGACUAUAAGCUGACACAGGCAAUCAGACCGUUUGAUGCUCAUAUUCGAGGGAAAUUGAAGUUCCAGGGACGUGGUCGUGACAAGCUCCAGUGGAAGCCAUCGGGACCCCUGCUUUCGAAACCGAUCCAUGCAGCCAUGCCCACCGGACUAUGCCCCUUUCUCACACUUGCAUUGAAUAUCUUUUCAGGGUCGUUGGUUUCAUGA
Messenger RNA from Fusarium pseudograminearum CS3096, 591 nucleotides. RefSeq lists its product as uncharacterized. Bases 1 to 591 code for a protein of 196 amino acids. The transcript has 4 exons. The record is from RefSeq and is a predicted model, not a curated record. Lineage: Eukaryota; Fungi; Ascomycota; Sordariomycetes; Hypocreales; Nectriaceae.